AUGGGAGACAUAACGGAUAAAUUGAGAGCUGCAAAAAAUAAGAGGGCAGGGCACGGAACAAAUCAUGCUUCACCCAAGAAGCCCAAGAAGGUCAAGAGCCAGGCUGCUGAAACGAUUGACUUGGAUUUGGAUGACGACGAACUAGAAUUGCUGGCGUCACAACCGAGAAGAAGCCGGAGCAAUACUACCGCAGCCGAUGAGAAAGAGCAGUCACCUGCAAAGAAACCAAGGAUAAGUGAACCUUCAUCGAACGGAUUGACUAAACCAGACGUUAGUAGGGUUAAAAAAAGCGAUUCUCCGCAAACUGUAAAAGAGCUUUUAGACUCUAUACCUUCUGUUGAUCUUGAUAAUGUUACGACGAAAGAAGCCACGCAGUUUUCAUGGAAAGGUGCAGGAGGUGAUGGUUCUGGUGCAUCCAGUGAAUUGGAGAUCCCAGAGGGUCAAGCAAACUGUUUGCUCGGGCUAACCAUUGUAUUCACAGGUACUUUGCCUAAUCUUGACAGAUCUACCUCAGAAAAUCUAGCAAAGAGAUAUGGUGCUCGUGUCACCAAAUCUAUUUCCAAGAACACAUCCGUUGUUGUGUUAGGGGAAGAAGCAGGACCUAAAAAGCUCGAGAACAUCAAGAAGUUGGGUAUAAAGGCCAUUGAUGAAGAAGGGUUCAAGAGACUAAUUGCAGGUAUGCCUGCAGGUGGUGGUGAUAACCAACAAGCAGACAAAGCUAGAAGGAAGUUACAAGAACAACAAGAACAAGCGAUGAAAGAAGCUGAACAAAUGGCGAAGGAACAAGAGGAACGUGAAAAGAAGGAUAAACUAUCGGUGGGAAAAGAUGUCAAUCUUUCAAGUAAAAGUACUGUUACUGAAGACAGUAAGUUAUGGACCACGAAAUAUGCGCCUACUGAUUUAAGACAACUUUGUGGUAAUAAAGGAGCCAUCCAAAAAUUGAAAACUUGGUUAGAGAGCUGGAGUUCUGGGAAAAAGCCUAGUAUGAGAGCAGUGAUGUUAUCAGGUCCACCAGGUAUUGGCAAGACGACAGCCGCUCAUUUAGUGGCGAAAUCUUUGGGAUAUGAUGUUUUAGAGAAAAAUGCAUCUGACGUUCGUUCCAAGGGUCUGUUGAAUGCCAGUGUCAAAUUUGCGUUGGAUCAUAAAUCAGUCAUUGGGAUGUUCAAAAGCAUAUCAGAUGACCAUUACUCUAAAAAUGGGAAACGUUUUGUAAUUAUCAUGGAUGAAGUUGAUGGUAUGAGUGGAGGUGAUAGAGGUGGUGUGGGACAGCUUGCGCAGUAUUGCAGGAAAACCAACACCCCUAUGAUUUUGAUCUGCAAUGAGCGUAACUUGCCCAAAAUGAGGCCAUUUGAUCAUUCCGUCUUGGAUAUACCUUUCAGACGACCAGAUGCACAAGCUGUUAAGGCCCGUCUUAUGACAAUUGCGAUGCGAGAAAAAUUUAAACUCGAUCCUAACGUUAUUGAUAGACUUGUUUCAGUUACUCGCGGUGAUAUGAGACAAAUAAUUAAUCUCCUAUCAACGGUUACUACAACUUCUAAGUCCAUCGGAAGCGAUAAUAUCAAAUCGCUGUCUGACAACUGGGAGAAGAACGUCGCUUUGAAAAUAUUUGAUAUCACACCCAAGCUUUUGAGUGGAGGCAUAUACACAGAAAAUGGAGCCAAGCAAUUUCCAUUAUAUAAGAAAAUGGAGUUAUAUUUUGACGACUUUGAUUUUACACCUUUGAUGAUACAGGAAAACUACACCUCAACAACACCUACUUUAUUAAGAAAGGGCCAAACACAUCUAAAUGCUGUUGCUGCUGCUGCCGAAUCUAUUUCAGAGGGAGACCUUGUCGACAAAAAAAUUCGUAGUGCCGAGCAGCAGUGGUCUCUGUUGCCUCUACAUGCUGUCUUAUCAACUGUAAGACCUGCCUCAAUGGUCGCCGGUAAUGUUACCAGAAGGAUUAAUUUCUCGGCCUUCCUAGGGCAGAACUCUAAGACGGGUAAAUUUUACAGACUUUUACAGGACAUUCAGUAUCACACAAGGUUGAGCACUUCUACGAAUAAAAUGGGAUUACGUCUACAGUAUAUGCCAACAAUGAAAAGACAUUUACUUGACCCUCUUCUUCGUGAUGGUUCUGCCGCGAUUGAGAAUGUUAUUAAUUUCAUGGACGAUUAUUACCUUUCAAAAGAUCAUUGGGACUCGAUAAUGCAAUUCUAUGUUGGUACUGAUGACACCACAGCAGCAUUAAAAUCGAUACCAUCCAGUACUAAAUCAGCUUUCACUCGGGCCUAUAAUAAUGUCUCGCACCCAACUCCUAUAAUGAAACUAGGAGUAAGCACUGGAAGGGCCACUGCUGCGGCACGUCCAGAUUUCGAGGAUGUUGUCGAUAAUGACGAUGAGGUCCCAGUAGAAGAAGAGAAUCCUAAGGACGAAGAUGAAAUCGAUUUUAAGAAAGAUAAAUUCAUCAAGCAAGUCGGUAAAAAGAAAACCAAAUCCAAAACAAAGAAAGUUUCUUCCAAGAAGUAA
Molecule: messenger RNA, 2508 nt
Organism: Kluyveromyces lactis
Lineage: Eukaryota; Fungi; Ascomycota; Saccharomycetes; Saccharomycetales; Saccharomycetaceae
Gene: RFC1
Product: replication factor C subunit 1
Exons: 1
Coding region: 1-2508 (835 amino acids)
Biological process (GO): DNA repair; DNA replication
Cellular component (GO): nucleus; DNA replication factor C complex
Molecular function (GO): DNA clamp loader activity; ATP hydrolysis activity; DNA binding
Source: RefSeq, a predicted model, not a curated record